This is a messenger RNA of Tetrapisispora phaffii CBS 4417, 672 nucleotides long. Its product is annotated as SRP1/TIP1 family protein. Gene Ontology annotation, cellular component: cell wall. The transcript has a single exon. Gene Ontology annotation, molecular function: structural constituent of cell wall. The record is from RefSeq and is a predicted model, not a curated record. NCBI's taxonomy places the organism in Eukaryota, Fungi, Ascomycota, Saccharomycetes, Saccharomycetales, Saccharomycetaceae. Bases 1 to 672 code for a protein of 223 amino acids.
AUGCAAAUGUCUAUCGCUAAAUUCGCUGCUUUAUUAGCCGUUGCUGCUUCUGCCAGUGCCCUAACCACCGAACAACAAAUUCAAGAAAUGGAAAUUCUACUAACUGAUGUCGGUGCUAAUUUAAAUGAUUACGUUGGUUUAGUUGGUCAAAUGGACAUCCCAGAUGCCUUAUUCGACAUUUACGGUGAAAUGUUAACCGCCACUGAUGACUCUUACACCACUUUAUUAGCUCAAUUGGAUAUGAGCCAAAUCUCCACGAUGAUGACCGCUUUACCAUGGUACUCUUCCAGAUUAUUACCAUUAGUCUCAACCUUCAAUGACGUUGCUGCUGCUGCCGCCACUUCCAGCACCGCUGCCGCUGCCACCACAUCCUCUUCUGUCGCUGCUGAAACCACAUCUUCUUCUGUCGCCGCUGUUACCACAUCCUCUUCUGUCGCCGCUGCUACCACAUCUUCUUCUUCUGCCGCUGAAACUACUUCUACCUCUGCCGCUGCCGAAACCACUUCAUCUGCCGCUGCUGCCAAGACUACCGUUGCUGCUGUCUCGCAAAUCACUGACGGUCAAAUUCAAGCUACUACUGGUGCCACUAUUAACGAACAACUCGAAAACGGUGCCGCUAGAAACGUUGCUGGUUUAGGUGCUGUUGCCUUCGCCGCUGCCAUGUUAUUAUAA